Molecule: messenger RNA, 2117 nt
Organism: Cyprinodon variegatus (sheepshead minnow)
Lineage: Eukaryota; Metazoa; Chordata; Actinopteri; Cyprinodontiformes; Cyprinodontidae
Exons: 3
Coding region: 330-2117 (595 amino acids)
Source: RefSeq, a predicted model, not a curated record
UAGAUUACUUUCACCAGCCUUUGUGGAGAAAACUGCUCUUCAGCAAAUUUAGGGCUGCCACUAAAGAACUUCAGACUUUAAGGACCCGAGCUGCGUCCAGCUGUCCGUGCCUCCAGGAGGACAGUGUUUAUGUGGCUGAGCAGCAAGAGCAAAGGAGCCAAUCUAUUUAUUGGUCACACAGCAUCCAGUAUUGUAACCAGGACUUUACAGGAAUAAAGCAUAGGAUUUAUUUUCCAGCUCUGGUUCUGGCUUCUUUUCAUGGAGCAUUCCUGGUGAAAUCGGACCUUUAACCUGCUCUGUAUGUUGUAAACAAACUUAUUCCUGUUGCCAUGGAUCCAAUACUAUACUGCCUGACUUUUUGGUCACCUCUGUUGCAUCAUCUAUCCACCACCUCCAGCCACAAUUUUCCAUUUUCCUUACUGGAGAAAUCUGAGCAGAGCUGGGCACUCAUCUCUGAUGCUGAGUUGCAAAAAAAGCAGAUUAUCAUCCGCACCUGUGACUAUAAAGAAGUUAAAUCCGCAAUGAGGAUUAAAAAAGCAUCGAAACAGGAUGGUACAAAGCAAAAAACAGGAAAAAAAGAGAGAAUCUGGCAAGCAAAGGAACUAAAGCAGAGAUAUGCAGCUAAUCUUUUGAAUUAUAAAAAGGAUUCAUCUUUGCAAGAAAGGUUUUGGAAACAAUUGCUUUUAAAAGCAGCAUCUAGUGAGGAUGCAGAGAGAGUUUAUGUUCCCAGUCAACCCCUACUGGCAUCCACAAAAAACAAAGGAUCUAUUUUUAGGACACAGUAUGCCAUAAGGCCUGCUCCGGAUAAUGACAUUGAAUUUUUCAGUAAGAAGCUAAAGAGAAAAGAAGCCAAGUUCCCUUCCCAGCAGGAAGAAAGAAAAGCAAUGAAUAUAAACAAAAACAGAGGAAAAAAUGAGAGCAAACACAUUUUAGCACACAGAUUACAAAUAUUGAGGACUCAUGAAGCAAAUUAUCAUGACGGCAGCGUAAAAAUGAUGCCAUGUGAUGUGAGACAGGGCGCUUUGAUCAUGUUGAUUCCUCACACGGAGAUGGAGACAGAAACAGAGCCAUCAAAGGCUGCAAACACAGAGAGGAGGUGGGAAAUAAUUAAAGAGCUGGCUGACCCCGCACCUUUCAUCAAAUCCUUAAAGGACUUCAUUAGUGAAACAGAAAAACGCAAAUGUAAAUACUUUGAAGUGAAAAAAAGCUUUUUAAAACUCUAUCUAAUAGACAGAAGAGAGAUGACAGAUCUCAAGAUAGCAGAAAAAAUACCAGAAGUUACAACAGUAGCUGCUCCACCACAGACAACAAAAGAGACUCAGGAUAAUGUGGCUGGUAAUUCCACUGAAGAACCAAAGACAGAAGAGGAGUCUGUAAUACCAUCGGCGCCCUCACUAGGAGAGAUGCAGACUGAAACCACAACAGCCGGGUAUAUGACUGAAGAGACCACAGUAAAAAUGGAGAUCCAAGAGACGACAGAAGUACUCGGUCAAAGCAGCACCACUGACGUCCAGCCAAGUGGAGACCAGAGACAAACCACGCCACCCGACUCAGACUUGGAGCCAAGAUUCAUCAAAUGUGUAACACACAAUACACAAGCUACACCUAAAGUCCAGUUCUCUGGCCUCAGGAUGAGAGAUGAGUUAUCAGUUAUUACGGGAAAACUCAACCAGGAUGAGGAAAAGGAUGAGAAAGGUUCAGCCAACUGCGCUGAAAGUGGCAGAAAACAGGGUUUGGACCCCGAUGGGAGGAAAUCACAGACGAUUUUUAAAAGUUCAGAAGACGUCCAAAAGGAACAUACCGACAAAGAUCCAAAGGCUGCAGAUGGCACCACACAGCUCUGCAAAGGUUUGAUUGAUCGCACUGAAGCUGGUUGGAAACACUGCAAGGAGAGACAGGCUGGACCAGCAACCAGGCCUGCAUCUGUUUGGGACAUCCCAGAUGAAAAAAACAUGAGGAGAGAUAACCUAAAACCUCCCAGCAAUGAAGAUGAUCACUUCUAUUAUUUCAACGGGGUACUGAAAAGAGUUCAGAACAAUGUGCAAGUCUAUUUCAAGAGGCAUAGGCGCAGAAGACGAAGAGGAACCACAGAGGAUGCUAUCAGAGAGAGAGAAUGA